AUGCACGUCGUCACUGGGACCUCAGUGCAGUGGAGGAACCCAACGAGCAGUACUGACCUCCGAGGACAUGAUGGGAGGGAGGCAACCGGGGUACCGGAGCAGAACCCACAGACUGUGAACACUUCACCUAUUCCUCAAAAUUCAGGGAAAGGGAGACCUUUCUUGGCAGACCUAGAUGACUCGCAAAUUUCGGGCGACGAGCUCAACGACAGUUGCCGCUUGAGCCCACCAACUGAUCAAACCGCUUCCGCAGUGAAUUCCAAAGACGCCUUCAGUCCAUCCACACAGGCAGCAAUGAAUCGAGGACAUGAUGAGUUGUCCGGGCCGUCUGCAUGUUCGAUGAGAACACAGCGUGUGCAAGUCAAUCAGGCUCCAGUGUCGGGUCCCCCGUCAGACGCUCCGCCAGAAAACCAGAGAGAAACGCUGCAUUUAGUCUCUUCUGCGCCCGAUUACGUUGCCGAUGCUACAGGGUCUGGUGCGGCUGGACAGCUCUCGUGUUUUGGCGCCUCCACAGCCGGUAGCAUCUCUUAUCGUCUUAAAGCAGCGAGAAAAGAAGUCGGGGUGUGCGUCCCAGGCUUCUUCCCCCCUGAGCAAAAAGGUUGCACACCCUCUGAGAGCCUUCCUGAACAUGUUACUUGUAGUGGGGUGCCGGCAACCGAGCCGCUAAAGUAUUGGGUUCUCCACUGGCAAUUUCCCUUUGUUCUCUUUUCCACUCUGGCGAGAAGGUGUGUCAAGUAUUUGGCCAGACGGCAAAACCACCUGCCAGCUCUUCGGCGACUGCAGCGUUUACUUCGUUUCGUCGUAGCCGCAACAUGGGCCUCUUUCCCCCCACCUUCCUCGUCUGCCGGCCCUUCCUCACUUCCCAUGGCCUCGCACCAUUUUGACCACGACAAGACAGAGGAGUUUUCCUGGAUUUCCGAGGUUUUGCCUUCACGGCGUCCACCUCCCAGUGCACCACCUGAAAAGGUCGAAGAGGUGGUGUCGCUUGUCGUGUGGCAGCCACUUCUUUGGGUGCUCGUCCCUGCUGUUUUCCUUCUUAUUGCUGAGCACAGUAGAGAACUCGACAACUGGUUCGAGCGCAGGCGACAGACACAAGACAUGAAUGAACGGAGAAUGAAGCGCGGGAGGGAGUUAACGCCAGGGGAGGAGGGCGAUGGAGCGGAAGGAAACUCCGACCAACUUCUAGCUCGCGCGCUUGUCUGGCUAUCUCGCGUGUUAAUUGUAGUGAAAUUGGGGUCCGCUCUUUUAGAAGUCGUGAAGCAGGUUGCAGUGUUUAUUGCCACUUAUUGUUGCAUGCGGUACGGCCUCACGUGGUUUGCCACUGUUCUUGAGUGUCCGUUGGGUAUGAGUUCGUCUUUCCACGACAGAAGUGAGAGCAUGGUUGCCCCACGACAGCCUUCAUAG
Molecule: messenger RNA, 1404 nt
Organism: Neospora caninum
Lineage: Eukaryota; Apicomplexa; Conoidasida; Eucoccidiorida; Sarcocystidae
Exons: 1
Coding region: 1-1404 (467 amino acids)
Source: RefSeq, a predicted model, not a curated record